AUGGGAGGUACGUCAUACCUGAUGACUCACAAUCCCAAGGACUUUGAGGUCGUGUUCCGGAACGAAGGAGUGUGGCCGCAUCGGCCUGGCAGCGAUACUCUUCGCUAUCAUCGGAAGACUCAUAGAAAGGAUUUCUUCCAGGGAGUGGAGGGAGCUUUACCCACACAAGGAAAAGCCUGGAGCGACUUUCGAUCGGCUGUAAAUCCUGUCCUAAUGCAGCCGAAGAACGUGCGGCUUUACUAUAAGAAGAUGUCCCAAGUGAACCAGGAGUUUGUGCAACGUAUUAAAGCACUCCGUGAUAUCGAUACCCAGGAGGCUCCAGAUGAUUUCUUAAGCGUUAUAAAUCGGUGGACCCUCGAGUCAGUCUCUGUGGUGGCUCUGGACAAGCAGUUGGGACUGCUCAAAGAGUCGGGCGAUAACGACCAGGCUGUGUUACUUUUCAACUACCUGGACGAUUUUUUUGAAUUAACAGCCGAUCUGGAGAUGAAGCCCUCCAUCUGGAGUUACGUUAAAACACCCAAGCUAAUGAAGCUAAUGAAGUCCCUAGAUGGCGUUCAAGAAAUAACUUCAGCGUAUGUAGACGAAGCUAUAGAGCGUCUAGAGAAAGAGGCCAAGGAGGGUGUUGUCCGCCCUGAGAGCGAGCAGAGUACCUCAAGUACCUUUACAGCGGCCUUGCUGUGCCUUGCCAAGAAUCCGGAGAAGCAGGCCGUACUCCGAGAAGAGGUGAUGAAGGUUCUACCCGAGAAGGACUCCGAAUUCACUGAGGCAUCGAUGAAGAACGUUCCCUAUCUACGUGCCUGCAUCAAAGAGUCACAACGGAUCUAUCCUUUGGUCAUCGGCAAUGGCCGAUUUCUCAAUCGGGACAGCGUUUUGAGCGGAUACCAAGUGCCAGCUGGUACCUGUGUGUCGAUGGUUCCCCUGAGCUUGCUAUCAAGCGAGGAGCACUUCCCCAAGGCUGCUGAGUUCCUGCCAGAGCGUUGGAUUCGUAACGCCACAGACUCCAACGGGCAAUGCCCGGCAAAUGACUUGAAGCUGAAGAAUCCGUUUGUGUUCUUGCCCUUCGGAUUUGGACCCCGGAUGUGCGAGAUGACUGGCGAGCAUGUGGAGCAGCUCCAUUUAAUGUGGUCCCUCAUGUUCGAGCCGAAGACAUGCGAGGACUUUCUGCACAAACUCAAGGCGCACGCGGAUAAUUUCUAUACGGAUCUGCUGACCGAGUCGCGGGAGAAGCAGGCGGCCAUCCUGGAUGACAUAGCCGCACUCCGAGCCGAGGCCAGCGACCUCACCCGAGUCCUCCAUGAGACGGUGGACAUUGGUCAGAGGCCCGACGAUGUGCCACUGAUCACAUUGCAGCUGAAGCUGGACAAAAGCAUUGAGCAUCUGCGCGAGGAGCUCUCGAAACGUCGGGCGGAGAUCGGGGAGCUGCUGCUCCAGCAGGAGCAGCUCUGCGAAGAGCUGGGCGCACUGCCGCUCCCUCUACUGGCGGACCCGCUGCCCCUGCCCGAUGAGAUGGACGGCUUUCGCGACCAUCUCGACAACCUGCGCUCUCAGCGCGCAGUGCGCCAGACGGAGCUGGACCAGCUGCGCAAGGCCAUCAAGCAUGACAUGAAGAUGCUCGAGCUGAUGCCCCAGACGAUGCAGAGGAUCGCCUACUGAACGAUCUGAGCACAAUCAAGAAAAAAGCGGAGAUGGAAGACGAGCAGAUCAGGCGUCAUGCCAGAGACCUGCAAGCGGCUGCGGCAGAUGCGCAACAGUUAUGCCGAGCAGAUCCAGGAGCUGCGCUCCAAAAUCCAUGACAUGCGCGAGAAGAUCUACGUGCUGUGGGAUCGCCUCCAGGAGACGGACGAGAGCGCCAUGCGACGAGUGCGCGAGUGCACCGAGAAUACGCAGCGCACCUAUGACAUCCUCCAUUCGGAGCUGCAGCGCUGCCAGGCACUGCGCAGCCAGAACCCCAAGACGUUCAUCGAGCAGCUGCGCGUCGAGAUAAGCAAGUGGUGGGAUCUAACGCUCAAGAGCCAGCAGGAGCGCAAGCGUUUCUCCAACUACUACAAUAAGUAUUACAACGAAGACCUGUUGGAGCUGCACGAGCUGGAGCUGGAUGAUCUGAAGAGCUUCUACACGUGCAACAAGGAGAUUUUCGAUCUGUACGAGAGCCGUGCAGAACUUUGGUCCCGCAUGCAGGCUCUAGACGCAAAGGCCAACGAGCCGAAUCGUUUCAACAAUCGUGGCGGCCAGUUCCUUAAAGAGGAAAAGGAACGCAAGGCCAUCACCUCGAAGCUGCCCAAGAUUGAGCAGCAGAUCACUGAACUGGUGCACGCCUAUGAGGUGCAAUCGCAUGGCCCGUUUCUGGUUUAUGGCGAGAACAUACUGGAGCUGAUGGCUGGCGAAUGGGAGAACUAUCGGCAGGCCAAGCAGAGCUCGGCCCGCAAGAAGGCCCGCCCACCAGGAGGACGGGCAGCAGCAGCAAAUUGA
This is a messenger RNA of Drosophila miranda, 2469 nucleotides long. Its product is annotated as protein regulator of cytokinesis 1-like. Gene Ontology annotation, molecular function: monooxygenase activity; heme binding; iron ion binding. NCBI's taxonomy places the organism in Eukaryota, Metazoa, Arthropoda, Insecta, Diptera, Drosophilidae. The record is from RefSeq and is a predicted model, not a curated record. The transcript has 5 exons.